This is a messenger RNA of Pectinophora gossypiella (pink bollworm), 662 nucleotides long. RefSeq lists its product as uncharacterized. The coding region runs from base 60 to 662 and encodes 200 amino acids. NCBI's taxonomy places the organism in Eukaryota, Metazoa, Arthropoda, Insecta, Lepidoptera, Gelechiidae. The transcript is spliced from 4 exons. The record is from RefSeq and is a predicted model, not a curated record.
UUAGACUGAACAGUGUGAGAGAUCAUAAAUCAGCAGUAGCAACGGCAGAUCCUGUGCAAAUGAAUACUCAUACAACUACUACCCGUGUAUCUCCGCUAACAACUCAUCCACUUGACAAAAGGGGUCUCAAAGAAAGUCCUGCAUACGAUUAUGACGAGUUUCUAAAUGAGUAUUAUGAAGAGACUCUAUAUGAAGACAGGCUUAAUGAGACAUAUCAUCCUAUAGCAGAACUAUUUAUUUUUUCAGUACAACCGUCUCCCUACUUGCAUUUGUUAAAGAAGCUCGUAUCGAUGGACAUUGCCAGCAGUCCUAGAGACGCCAACGGUGUGGGCUUGAAGGCCGUGCACCGUCUGUUUGUUGACUACAAGAACCAGCAGUGCCCUAACAAAGAGCUCUCCGACAGGCUGUGGAAGAUGCUCAAGAUAUGGUUCUUUAUAUACUUGGUUGUGGCUGUACCUGUGUGGAGCACUACAGGUUGGUGUUGUUGCUGUUUAUGCUGCAAGUUCUUUAAACCCCAGAAAACCAUUGAAGAGGCUAAGCUAUAUCUCAUUCAGAACCCACCAGGAAUCCUAAAAACCCGUAAAGGGCAAACCUUAUAUGAGCCUACCGAUAACGAGAGAGAGUGUUAUGCAGAGUUUGAACAUUUGAUAAGCAUUAUAUGA